Messenger RNA from Penicillium diatomitis, 6078 nucleotides. RefSeq names its product RNA helicase SLH1. The record is from RefSeq and is a predicted model, not a curated record. The coding region runs from base 1 to 6078 and encodes 2025 amino acids. Lineage: Eukaryota; Fungi; Ascomycota; Eurotiomycetes; Eurotiales; Aspergillaceae. Gene Ontology annotation, molecular function: ATP hydrolysis activity; nucleic acid binding; ATP binding. The transcript has a single exon.
AUGGACAAUAUAUCAAGUACCGAGUCGCAAUGGCUGUCACAGCUGGCUGCGAUGCGCCAGGCUAUUGCAGACCUGAAGCUGCCGAAUGAUCAGAACAUCGAAUCCAUCAGUUAUGGAAGUGAUAUCGACUUGGAUAUUGACGACGAUUAUUCCUCGCCAGGAACCGUUGACGAUGUGUGGGACAUCAUCAGCUCCGAUGACGAGGAGGAUAGCGGCUUGGACGACACUGCCGAUGUGCACGACUACUCUGCUCCCUCGCAGUCAAAGGCGUACGAUCGAACAUGGUUGGAAGAACGAUGCCUCGACGUGGUCAUGCGAAACCCGACGAUGAAUGCCGAGGAAUUGUCGCAGCAAAUUAUCGCCACCCUCGCCACGGACAGUGAUGAUGCUGAAUUGCAAAUGUCGCUCGCUGAAGUAGUCGGGUUCGACGACCUGGAUCUGGUGAUCGAGCUCAUCGCUCACCGCGGCGAAAUUUUGUCAGACAAGCCUCGGCAAGGGGAAGCACAAACCGACGGACUGGCUUCGGGCAAACUCCAAACUCGAGCAGAGAGAGCACAGGCCUUGCGAGAGCGUGAUUGGCAACACAAGAACGCUCCGUUGUUGGCUGCGCAAAGCCGCACCGAACCUCAAUACCCGCAUGUCUACAAACUUCAUACCUCCGGAAAUUUACUCUCUUCAAACGGCCGGAAGUAUGGUCUCCCAAUCGGCAGUCGGGAGAUCGAAGAGCCCAAGUAUACGGAGUUUGAGAUUCCAGCUUCCAGCGUGGGAGCAGUGCGUCCUAACCAAAAGCUUGUAGAGAUUGCUGGCCUAGAUGGCCUUUGUCGGGGAACCUUCAAGGGCUACAAGUCACUCAAUCGAAUGCAGAGCUUGUUGUAUGAUGUCGCUUACAAAACAAAUGAGAACAUGCUCAUUUGUGCGCCCACUGGUGCUGGUAAGACAGAUGCCGCAAUGCUCACAAUUUUGAACGCGAUCGGGAAGAACACUUCUCCAAACCCGCUCGAAGUGCCCGAUGCCACUGAGUUCACCGUUCAAGUAGAUGACUUUAAAAUUGUCUACGUGGCUCCUAUGAAAGCUCUUGCUGCCGAGGUCACCGAGAAGCUGGGCAAGCGACUGGCGUGGCUGGGUAUCCAGGUCCGUGAGCUCACGGGUGAUAUGCAACUGACGAAACGAGAGAUUGUCGAGACUCAAAUCAUCGUCACAACCCCUGAGAAAUGGGACGUUGUGACGCGCAAAAGUACAGGCGAUACCGAGCUUGUUCAAAAAGUCCGACUGCUCAUUAUUGAUGAAGUUCACAUGCUUCACGACGAGCGUGGUGCUGUGAUCGAAUCCUUGGUGGCUCGAACCCAACGACAAGUGGAGAGCACUCAAUCGCUGAUUCGCAUUGUCGGUCUCUCUGCCACGCUACCCAAUUACAUAGAUGUGGCAGACUUCCUGAAGGUCAAUAAGAUGGCAGGACUGUUUUUCUUCGAUUCUUCAUUCCGACCAGUACCACUAGAGCAGCACUUCAUCGGCGUCAAGGGUAAGCCGGGAUCGAAGCAAUCUCGUGAAAACCUGGAUGUCGUUGCGUUUGAAAAGGUCCGUGACAUGGUGGAAAGAGGUCACCAGGUUAUGGUCUUUGUUCACUCUCGCAAAGACACCGUUCUAACUGCACGGCUGCUCAAGCAACUGGCUGCAGAAGAAGGCUGCGAGGACUUGUUCAGCUGUCAAGAUCACGAAGGAUACUCCAACGCUUUGCGUGACAUGAAGCAUGCGCGAGCUCGAGAGCUUCGUGACAUAUUCGCAAGCGGUUUUGGUACGCAUCAUGCCGGCAUGAGCCGAAGCGACCGCAACCUCAUGGAGCGGAUGUUUUCCGAGGGGCUGAUCAAAGUCCUGUGCUGUACGGCAACUCUCGCCUGGGGUGUCAACUUACCAGCCGCAGCCGUUGUCAUCAAGGGAACCCAGCUGUACAACCCACAGGAAGGUAAAUUCGUUGACCUGUCUAUUCUCGAUGUCCUUCAAAUCUUUGGUCGUGCUGGUCGUCCUCAAUUUCAAGAUACUGGUAUCGGUUUCAUUUGCACCACGCAUGACAAAUUGCAGCACUAUCUGUCUGCCGUGACAGCCCAACAGCCUAUUGAGUCGAAGUUCUCCAGUCGUCUUGUUGAUAACCUGAAUGCCGAGAUUGCACUUGGCACCGUGACGUCCAUUUCUGAAGCCGUGCAGUGGUUGGGUUAUUCGUACCUCUUUGUUCGCAUGAAGCGUGAACCUCGCAAUUACGGUAUCGAGUACGCGGAACUGAGGGAUGACCCAAUGCUCGUGCAAAGACGGCGACAGCUGAUCAUUCAGGCUGCGCAAACGCUGCAAAAAAGUCAAAUGAUCAUCUAUAAUGAAAAGACGGAAGAUCUGAAGGCCAAGGAUGUUGGACGUAUUGCAAGCCAAUAUUAUGUUCUGCAGACAAGUAUCGAAAUUUUUAAUGACCAGAUGCGCCCUCAAUCUGGCGAAGCAGAUGUUCUCCGGAUGAUCAGUUUGAGCGGUGAAUUUGACAACAUUCAAGCCCGAGACAGCGAGUCGAAGGAGCUGCAACGACUUCGCGACGAGGUUGUGCAGACAGAAGUUGAAGGUGGCAACGAUUCCCCUCACGCAAAGACAAACAUUCUACUGCAAUCAUACAUAUCUCGUGCUCGGAUUGAGGACUUUGCCCUUGUCUCUGACACAGGCUACGUUGCCCAGAAUGCCGCCCGCAUUUGUCGAGCGUUGUUCAUGAUCGCUUUGAAUCGUCGUUGGGGCUAUCAGUGCCAGGUUCUGCUUUCAAUGUGCAAGUCGAUUGAGAAGCAAAUUUGGCCCUUUGACCAUCCAUUCCAUCAAUUCGACUUGCCCCAGCCUGUCCUGCGAAACUUGGAUGAGAGGCUCCCCACAUCAUCAAUCGAGUCCAUGCGGGAAAUGGACUCGGCAGAGAUCGGUCAGCUUGUCCAUAAUCAAAAGAUGGGCAAGACUCUGACCAAAUUACUGGACAACUUCCCCACUCUGAGCGUCGAAACUGAGAUUGCACCCCUGAACAGGGAUGUUUUGCGAAUCCGGCUUUUGAUUUAUCCUGAAUUUAGUUGGAACGAUCGUCACCAUGGAAGCUCUGAAUCCUUCUGGGUAUGGGUUGAGAACUCAGAGACCUCGGAGAUCUACCAUCAUGAGUAUUUCAUUCUUAGCCGCAAGAAGCUCUACGAUGACCAUGAACUCAAUUUUACUAUUCCGCUUUCCGAUCCACUGCCCAGUCAGAUCUAUAUUCGGAUUAUUUCGGAUCGCUGGCUAGGCGCUGAGACCGUCAGUCCCGUGUCCUUCCAGCAUCUGAUUCGUCCCGACACUGAGAGUGUCUACACCGAUCUCCUCAACUUGCAGCCGCUUCCCAUCUCCGCGCUCAAAAACCCCAUACUUGAGGAGGUGUACGGUCAGCGAUUCCAAUUCUUCAACCCCAUGCAGACUCAGAUCUUCCACCUUCUUUAUCACACCGCUUCCAAUGUGCUUCUGGGAUCUCCUACCGGUAGUGGUAAGACUGUUGCCGCAGAAUUGGCUAUGUGGUGGGCCUUCCGUGAGAAACCUGGCUCCAAGGUCGUCUACAUUGCUCCUAUGAAAGCUCUCGUUCGCGAGCGUGUCCAGGAUUGGCGCAAACGUCUGACAGGCCCGAUGGGCUUGAAGCUAGUUGAGCUGACUGGUGACAAUACGCCGGAUACCCGAACCAUCAGAGACGCGGACAUUAUCAUCACCACCCCUGAGAAAUGGGAUGGUAUCUCGCGUAGCUGGCAGACUCGAGACUAUGUGCGCAAGGUUAGCCUUGUUAUCAUCGACGAGAUUCAUCUUCUCGGAGGUGACCGAGGCCCUAUCUUAGAGAUCAUUGUAUCUCGUAUGAACUACAUUGCCUCCCAAUCCAAGGGAUCUGUCAGACUGAUGGGCAUGUCCACUGCUUGUGCAAACGCCACCGACCUCGCAAAUUGGCUCGGUGUCAAGGAAGGAUUGUACAACUUCCGACACUCUGUCCGUCCGGUCCCACUUGAGAUUUUCAUUGACGGUUUCCCGGAGCAGCGUGGAUUCUGUCCUCUCAUGCAAUCCAUGAAUCGUCCAACAUUUUUGGCCAUUAAGAAUCAUUCGCCCGAGAAACCAGUGAUUGUGUUUGUCGCGUCCCGUCGACAAACCCGUUUGACGGCUAAAGACCUGAUCAACUACUGUGGCAUGGAAGACAAUCCUCGUCGAUUCGUGCGAAUGUCCGAGGAAGACUUGGAAUUGAACCUGGCACGAGUCAAGGAUGAUGCAUUGCGAGAGGCGCUCAACUUUGGAAUCGGCCUUCAUCACGCCGGUCUUGUCGAGUCUGACAGGCAACUAGCAGAGGAGCUUUUCGCUAACAACAAAAUCCAGAUCCUGGUGGCCACCAGUACCCUGGCAUGGGGAGUCAAUCUUCCCGCCCAUCUCGUUGUGGUCAAGGGCACCCAGUUUUUUGACGCCAAGAUUGAAGGCUAUCGUGACAUGGAUUUGACCGAUGUUCUUCAAAUGCUUGGUCGCGCUGGCCGUCCCCAGUUCGACAACUCAGGCAUUGCACGUAUCUUCACCCAGGAUUCUAAGAAGGCGUUCUACAAGCACUUCUUACACACCGGUUUCCCCGUGGAGUCAACUUUGCACAAAGUGCUUGACAAUCACUUGGGCGCUGAAGUAUCCGCCGGAACGAUCGGCACGAAACAGGAUGCACUUGAUUAUCUGACAUGGACAUUCUUCUUCCGUCGUCUCCACAAGAACCCUUCAUAUUACGGCCUCGAGAUCUCCGCGGAAGAGCAAAACACCAUGGCGGCGCAUGCUACUGCCCAAGAGUUUAUGAUUGAGUUGGUUGAUAAUUCGCUUAAUGACUUGGCAGAGUCUUCCUGUGUCUUGGUGGACUCUGCAACUGGUGAAGUGGACUCGACGCCGUUUGGCAAGAUCAUGAGUUACUACUAUCUUUCCCACAAGACCAUCAGGUACCUGAUGUCACAUGCCAAGCGAGAGCCCUCCUUCCAAGAUGUUCUUAGCUGGAUGUGCUCUGCUACCGAAUUUGACGAAUUGCCAGUCCGCCACAAUGAAGAUCUCAUCAACGCUGAACUGGCACAAAACCUACCGCUUUCUACGGAGUCCAUGGGCGAUAUUCCAAUGUGGGAUCCCCACGUCAAGGCGUUCCUCUUGCUGCAAGCUUAUAUGUCUCGCAUUGAUCUCCCAAUCUCCGAUUAUGUCGGUGAUCAAACGUCUGUCCUCGACCAAGGCAUUCGUAUCAUCCAAGCGUCUAUCGAUGUCAUGGCUGAACUUGGAUUCAUCCCCGCGUGCGAAAUGUUCAUCGCUCUGUUGCAGUGUAUCAAAUCUGCACGCUGGCCAGAUGAUCAUGCGCUAUCUAUCCUUCCCGGUAUCCAAGCUGACAAGCCACCUCGUGGGCUUCCCGGUACUUUGGUCAAGCUAUCCUCGCAGCCAAAGUCUACACUCUUUGAUCUGGUCAAGAAGCUCAACCUGCACCCGGGCUUCAGCAAGGCGGCCAAUAACCUGCCGAAUGUGUCUAUUGCUGUCGCUGGCAUUUCUCCAAAGGGUCUGAGUGUCUCUAUUACGCGCCACAACAAUCCCACCAACCCCGAAUAUCGUAUCUACGCGCCGAAGUUCCCCAAGCCACAAACCGAGGGCUUCUUCCUAAUUGUAUGCAGUGCUCGUCCAGAUGGUUCUGACGGCGAGCUUCUCGGUCUCAAGCGUGUCUCAUGGUCUUCCUCAACUGGACAUAAUGGCAAAUCUCAAGGCCGCGGAGGUGCAGCGCCUGGCUCAAGCCGUGGCGGUGCGGCUAGUGGCAGAGGGCGCAAUGCCAACGCUUCGCUCACUGUACGCUCACUGGUCAAAUUCCCGAGUGCUGCAUUUGUUCAAAACCUUUCCCUGACCAGUAAUGGUGUCACGCGGGUCAAUGUGAAGCUCAUCAGUGACUCGUAUCCUGGCAUGCAGUGGAAUUUGUCCAACGUUGAAGUCGAAGUUGCAUCCGCUUCAGGCACUUCGACGCAAACGGUGCCUACCCAGGUGGUGGAGCCUUCUUCAAGCGUCAGCCUGAAAGACGAUACUGCAUAA